CAACGCGUUUAGAUGUGUACGCGGUUUAGUCAAAGUAUUUUUUAUAUUCAAUCAAAUAAAUAGUGAAAACAAGCUAAAUUGAAGUGCAAUUCGUUCGCCUUUUGAACGCUGUCCGACCCACCCACCUGCCACCUGGCCAUACAGCGACGUACAUUACGUACACAAGUAAUUAACCAGGUGUGGGUGACAGCUGUCAAUAUUUUCUUUGUGCAAUAUACUAAUAUAAAGUGAAAUCAGUGUUUGUUGUUUAGUUUUCAUGAAUGAAAACUGGUGGAAWGCCGCUGUAGUGAUUUGCUAAUAUUAGCUACAAAGAAUUAGUUAAGCUGUAAAGUUGAACUGACAAAUUGCUGCAAAGUUUACGCAAAAAAAGGAAAAUAAUAAUAAUAACUAAUAGUACAUACAUACAUAAGUUCAACAUAUAAACAGGCCGUAAAAAAUAAGCUGAAUCUAUGUGUGUGAAGAACACUGGCUGGUGAUGCCGCUAAGACAACAGCAAUUAAUAGCCAGCGUAGGUAUAUUAACCUCGAUAGUAACAUAGUUGAAUCUUCCACAAAAUGGCAGUAAGCUAUGCCUGUCUCGCGGUGCAAUAUGUGGUGGUGCCGACGGUGCUGGUGUUGGCUGCACUAUUUCGUCCUGCCGGUAUUUCGUUCGUGUACCUGUUAAUGUUUUUUAUAACGCCCUUUAUCCCCAUCGCCAACAGUCGUAAUUUCAAAAGUUCUGUUGGACCAUUUUACAUCAUACUCAUCGCGCUAUGUUCACUACUAUUAUUAUGUCAUAUAGURCUGCAAGUGACAAUAAUUGCAAUGAAGAUCGAGUCGAUCUUUGCUAUGUGUUCAUUUACGCAACAGCUGUUGCGUCACAUCGGCUUCAUCAAUCUGCAGGACUUGCAUCCGAUUGCUGCCGCCGAAUGGCAUAUGCCAGAUGUGCUGGUKUUCAUCACAGUGGUGAUUUCAUUUAUAGUCAUAAAGAAAUUGAGCCAGAAACCACCGCCGAUCACAUUGCAAUUAGAAACUGGUGAAAUUAUCCCAAUACGCAAUUCAACGGAUAGCGACAACACGGACGAUGAAGCCUUCUUCGAUGGUCUAAUAAGAAUAUGUUUCGUUACGUCGUGACCAACGUCCAAAAACUACUAUCGAACCGACUGAGACGACACCUCUGGUGAAGCGCUUGCGCAAAAGUGACGCAAGAGAUGCUUCAAGUGAUGAGGCUACCAUGGAUCUGCAGGACUCCAAUUCGCCGGAUGUCUUUACGAAUACCAUAUGUGAUCAGAUAUGCUAUGGUUUYAUAAGCAUUGGACAGUUUAUUUAUCAAAACAGUUAUAUUUUUACGAAUAUCUCAAUGAUGACCUGGUCCAUUGUCUACCACAGCUGGCUGACCUUCGUGCUGUUGCUGUGGGCCAACAUACUCUGGAUGAUACCGAAUCAGCGCAAAGCCAUGAUGCGCUCUAGUCCGUUCAUCGUCUGCUAUGCGGAAUUAUUACUCAUAGCGCAAUAUGUYUAUGGCAUGAAUCUGAAAAACGACGAAUUACCCUCCAAAGUUGAGACCGCCGGCAUUAAUUUGCAACAAAUCGGUCUCGAGCGUCCGCAAGAGCAUGGCACACAUCCGUGUGUACCGUUAAUUGUGAAAACGCUGUUUCUGCUCAUGUUUUGGGUCACCUCAAGGCAGUUUUUCCAAGAGAAAGCCGAGGAGAAGCUAAUAAAACGUCGUGCACCGGUAGUAAUGCCCAUGGAAACGAUCGAUUCRGAAACAUCUGUGGAAUCGCAAAAUAAGCACACGUCGAAAUUCCUGAAGAAAAUCGGUGAUAUUGUGAAAAAUCUGUUGGUGCGUUUGUGGAUUUGGAUGUUGGUGUUGGUGAUCUUCUUGUGCGCUAUGACUGGCAAAUUUAUGACCGGUUUUCGCAUAUGCUACAUGGCGCUAUUCCUUUUCUUCUUGCUCGUCUUCCAAUCGUCCUCGAAAGUAUGGGUCAAAGUUAUGUAUGGCUUCUGGCUGUUCAUCAUCUUCUAUGCCAUGUCCAUGCUGAUACUUAUCUACACCUAUCAAUUUGACAAAUUCGAACAGUAUUGGUAUGAGUACUUGAAUAUAUCACAAACGCUUCAAAAUGAUAUCGGUUUGGAGCGUUAUAAAACGAAAGACCUGUUCCUACAUCUCGUCUCACCCACGCUGAUUGUGGUCUUAACCGUCAUACAAGUGCAUUAUUUUCAUCGUCGCUUCAUCGAAUCGCUGCAUCAGCGCAAGCCAUCCUUAUUACCCGAUAUGGUAUAUAAUAGAGAGAUGGGCAAACCGCCUAAGACAGAGCCGCGUGGCAGUAAUGAAGCCGCCAAACUAUUGGUUUCAUCUCUGAAACGUAUACGCAAGAUAACAAAUCAUUAUUUCAUUGUUUCGAAAAARCUGUUUUGGCGUUUCCUGGAGUUGCACAUCAUAAAAGCCGUUUAUAUUACGGCGUUUGUGUGUGCCGUUAGUCAGGUCUGCGUAAUUCACGUCGUGUUCGUAGCAUUAUGUGUACUGGGUUGUAUAACGCGAAGUUCUAUACAAAUAUUCAUCAGUCGCAUAAUCUCCUUCGUUGUUUCCAUAAUAAUACUAUCGAAGAUGAUCUAUCAGAUCGGCUAUUUAACGCACGAGGAUUACGAUGUGAGAUGUCAAGAUGAGGACACGAUACAUGGCAACAGUGCCUUAUGGUUCGGCUUGCAGAAAGCCGAUGAUACCACAAACGGCUUAAUCGGUCUGAUAAAAAUGUAUAUCAUCUAUAUGAUCGUUGUUACGCUGCACGCCGUGGUCAGUUUAAGACAAUUCCAAAUGCGCGCAAUGGCCGACAAUGAGAACAAGGCGGAAACGAAAGUGCUCUUCCCGGCGACGGAUCGCGCCAAAGCCGAAACGAAUCUCAAAUCAAUGAUACAAUAUCUUUUCAAUUAUGGUUUUUAUAAAUUCGGACAAGAAAUCUCAUUGAUAAUGCUCGUCACGACAAUUGCCUAUCGUCAGGAUGUGGUAGCGAUAUUCUAUGUGAUCUGGUUGGCUGUGCUCUUGAUGUUUAGCCGCGCCAGGCGCAGUUCGGUGUGGGGCAUAUUCCAAGUGUUCAUUGCGUUGAGCAUUUUUCUGCAAUAUUUAGUUUUGCUCGGUUUGCCGCCGAGCCUGUGUAUCGAUUACCCCUGGGAGAACUCCCGCUUUUCCGCACCCAUACAAGGUUGGCUGCUGUUACCCGGUGGCAUGCAUUAUGACCACACUAAAAAGUUGAUCUUCGAUUUCAUUCUACUGCUUUUCGUGACACGCCAAAAACGUAUAUUCCGCAUUGAGUUGCGUUACGGCGAUCAAUACGCCGGCGGUUCGAAUCGCAAUGUGGUUAAAGAUAUUGAAAAUUUGGGACGCGUGGCAUUUGUGAAUCCUACAAACGAUUUYCUUUCGCACGUGCGCAACUAUUUGGAUAUCUUCAUGUAUGCCGUGUUGUGUGGCUUCUUUUGGGUCACAUUGGCCACGGUGUUCUUGGCCGGCACGAAUAUGAGCGAUUUCCUCACGUUGGGUUAUCUGAUUGGCGCCUUCAUCUUCCUAUGGGAGGGCUCCGAUUUCUAUUUACGUCCCAUWCAACAAAUUAUCGGCCGUUGGCGUUGGCUGCUGGCUUAUAAUGUCUUCAAUAUCGUUGUGAAGACGUGUCUCGAAAUGGCUGGUUGUCUAUUUUUGAAAGAUUUAACUAAGCAUUGCUGUUGGCUGGUGCAUUUAUUGGGCGUAUCAUGUCAUUUCCCCACGGACCCCAACGUGAACGAUCCACUGAGUAAGGACGACUCCGACUGCCCGGAGAUAAAUAAAUCGUCGAUGCUGAUGUGGGACACCAUCUGCUUCGCAUUCCUUAUACUACAAAUGCGCAUAUUCAAGUCACAUUACUUCUGUCAUCUGAUUAUCGACACGAAGGCGAACAGCAUUUUGGCGACCAGAGGUGCUGACAUAAUCGAGGACCUGCGGCAGAAGCAAAUCSAGCAUCGUCAGCAGCAUGAAAACGAGAUUUUGGUAAAGAUCAAGCGUAAGAUGGAGCGCAUACGCGCCACGCAACAGAAAAUGUUGAAACCCAUUGAUAAACCCACACAUUUCGAUGAACAUGGUGCUCCGAGCAAACCGAACAAACGGAAAGAGAUUAAGUUACACGGACCUGCUGUGCGCGCUGGUGAUUACUACAUGUUCGAGGAUGUUGACGACAAGUUCGAAUUGGACGUGAUUGAUGAUGAGCAAGAUUUCCUCUCCGAGCAGGAGAGUGAGAAGAAAUUGCAGCGACGUAAAACGGUUAUACACACCGACAUUAAACGCAAGUCCGAAUCAGAGCCAUCGACUAGCAAGGAGGCAAAAGAGGCUACCGAAAUGGAAGAAAAGAAAAAGAAGGGCGAUGUUGUCGAUUCCGAGGAGUCUGAAGAUGAUUUGGAAGCAAAUCCAAUCGUUCGUCUACUCGAAGGUUUCCUGGUGUCUGUGACAAUUGGCUUACAUCGCUUGUCACGCAAUUACCGUUAUGUUAAUAAGAUAAUGUCGAAUGAAAAGCGUUUAUUGAAGGAAACUCACAGCGUCAAUUUGGUCUACGCAACCGACAGCUCCGUGUAUGUGGACAUCAAGGGUUUGUCGCCAAAUGCUGAAAAUGCGCAACUCGCUGGCUCGAUCGAGUCGGCAUCGAUUGACACUCAAAAUGAAACGAAUACACGACCAUUACCACAUAGUAUAACGAAUGUUACCGAUUUGAAUACGAUCACCUCAGACACUAGCCCACUUUCACCCYUAGAWWCACACAUAAACAAUACACMACAGCAACAACAAGAGCAAACAGCGGAUCCACAUGCCAUUAUUGAUAUGUCAGUGGAUACUGUGGAUAUGCGAAAUGAUAGUUACGACGAGGAUGGCACGUCCAUGCAAAAAUCUCACAGCUUGGUAAUGCUGGAGGAAGACUUUACAGCUCGUGAGCACAAUAUCAUCAUUGAGUUCCUCAUUUCUCUUUGGUAUGCCUUGCUCUCGAAUACGGACAUAAUCUGCUAUUUGGUCGUGUUUAUUAAUCAGGUGGUUAAUGCCAGCAUCAUUUCGCUACCGCURCCUUUAAUGGUAUUCCUUUGGGGCACACUCUCAUUGCCGCGUCCGACAAAAACAUUCUGGGUCACACUCAUCGCCUACACACAAGCGAUUGUGCUCAUCAAAUGCAUAUUCCAGUACAAAUUGAUUUGGGCCAAUUAUAUAAAUCUACCGAACGAACCAUUGGCUCCAGCAAAAAUAUUCGGCGUKGAAUUGAACCCCAAUUAUGCAAGCUAUGAUUUGUUGCUGCUGUUGGUGUUGUUCUUCCACAGAUUCAUCUUGAAAUCGCACGGCCUCUGGAAGUCGGAAUAUAAAUUCCCUCGUGGCGUCGCUAAAAUAGACUCGCGAACGGAGCCCGAAAAUGCGGAUGAGUUACAGUCUACUGUUAGCCGAGUAAACACGAUAGAGUAUCUGGAAGGAGAAGCUGCCAGCAAUAAUACACCUGGUUCCGCCGAUGGCGUCCGACGGCGUAGUAAAAAGGAAAGACGCAGCGAGAAUAAGGAGGAAAAUGGUGACAAUGAAAAGAAAGAGAACGGCAAUGACAAUAGAAAAGAAGGUGGUGCCGAUUCAGAGAAUAACAAACAAAUUGUCAAGGCGACUGCCACAGAUGAAGUGGAUGCUAGAAGCRACAGAAGCAGUGUUGUGAGCUCGAAUACUUAUCAGCGCCGACUGAAACACUUAAAACGCGCCAAGUACCUGUCAUCUGUGCGGAAAUUCUUCUCGAAUUUACUCUCAAAAUCGCGACUGCCAGCCGAUGUGUAUGCAUUAAUGUUCCUAUGCGAUUUUAUCAAUUUCUUCGUACUGCUCUUUGGAUUUACAGCWUUUGGCUCUCAACAAUCUGACAGCGCUGGCGGCGUACAAACCUAUUUGGAGGAGAAUAAAGUGCCGAUACCCUUCCUAAUCAUGUUGUUGGUGCAAUUCAUGUUGAUCGUCAUCGAUCGCGCUUUGUACUUGCGUAAAGCGCUCUUGCACAAAAUCAUAUUCCAUUUCCUCUCCGUCAUUGGCAUACACAUUUGGAUGUUCUUCAUUGUGCCCGCGGUAACGGAACGMAGCUUCUACUCGCUGGCGCCACCGAUUAUUUUCUACAUCAUUAAAUGCUUCUAUAUACUGUUAUCAUCAUAUCAAAUCAAAUGCGGUUAUCCGAAACGUAUYUUAGGCAACUUCCUAACCAAGAGUUUCUCACUAAUCAACAUGUUGUCCUUCAAAGUUUACAUGGCGAUACCGUUCUUAUACGAGCUGCGCACAAUACUCGACUGGGUCUGCACGGACAGCACAAUGACGCUCUUCGAUUGGCUGAAAAUGGAGGACAUAUUCGCGGAUAUAUAUUUCAUUAAGUGCAGUCGRCAAAUGGAAACCGAUUUCCCUGCUAUACGCGCGACGAAGAAACCGAUUUUAACMAAACUAAUUAUGGGUGGCCUAUUCAUAAUCGCCAUUGUGAUUGCGCUCUGGGGUCCCUUGUGCAUCUUUGCGCUCGGCAAUGCAGUGGGUCAAUCGAACACACCACUGCAGGUGAGCAUAUCCAUACGUAUYGGUUCGUAUGCGCCGAUCUAUCAAACGAAUACGCGCGAUAAUAUUAUUGCGUUCGACGAGGCUAUGUAUAGCGAUAUGAAAGGUGCCUAUGAUAAGGAUCGUGCGGCGAUAACAUUCCUUAGCAGCUAUGAUGCAACUGAUAUUGCGGCCAUUAAGCUGCCCGGUAAUUCGCCAUCGCUGUGGAAUAUCUCACCGCCGGAUCGUAUGCGUUUGCUGGAGGAGUUGAAGCAGAAUGGCACAAUUGUCGCUAGCUUUGCCUACUCGAUUACACGCAUACCGCCCGAUAAGAGUUUGAUGGGCACAGUUUCGGAUGAGAUUAUCUUCCAGAUGAACGAAACAUUUGCUUGGCGUGAAGAUCUAAUCAAUAUGUUGGAGACAAAUGGYACCUCGAAAGUGGUGCCGCUGCCCGAUUUGGUGCCGAAGUUUGUGAAGAUCUUAAAUUCGGGUGAUGUCAGCAUCGUGCAUCAACUAAUGCCAGUUGGACAAACUUAUCGCCCGCUGCUACUACGCAUGCGCACAAGUUCUUCGGCGCGCAUCUGGUGGGAGAUCGCAGACUUUUGCGAAGAUAAAUUCCAUGAGGAUAUAUUGAAWAAAUUACCUUUGGAUAAAUGCAAUUCUGGCAUUGUUAUAUAUACUUUCAAUGACAAGAAGUUCCCGUCUACAUUCAGUUUCAUAACGAAAGGCGG
This is a messenger RNA of Bactrocera latifrons, 7244 nucleotides long. RefSeq names its product piezo-type mechanosensitive ion channel component (gene Piezo). The record is from RefSeq and is a predicted model, not a curated record. Gene Ontology annotation, biological process: regulation of membrane potential; cellular response to mechanical stimulus; detection of mechanical stimulus. NCBI's taxonomy places the organism in Eukaryota, Metazoa, Arthropoda, Insecta, Diptera, Tephritidae. Gene Ontology annotation, cellular component: plasma membrane. Gene Ontology annotation, molecular function: monoatomic cation channel activity; mechanosensitive monoatomic ion channel activity.